Molecule: messenger RNA, 1248 nt
Organism: Kazachstania africana CBS 2517
Lineage: Eukaryota; Fungi; Ascomycota; Saccharomycetes; Saccharomycetales; Saccharomycetaceae
Gene: PRP45
Product: mRNA splicing protein PRP45
Exons: 1
Coding region: 1-1248 (415 amino acids)
Biological process (GO): mRNA splicing, via spliceosome
Cellular component (GO): spliceosomal complex
Source: RefSeq, a predicted model, not a curated record
AUGUCAUUUACAUCGUUAUUACCUCCUCCAAAGCGUGAAUCUAAGAGAAAGCAGGUGGAUGUAAAGAGAGUUGAAGCAGAGAGACUACUGAGUGCUUUAAACAAGGACAAGGUUAUCGAAGAAAGUAUCGAUGAGCAGAAAACGAAGUCAGAUCCAGCGAUUCAAAUAGCAUCUCAAGUUAAUUUUAAAGAAUUUGUUCCACUUCGACAGCAAAAUUUUGGAUUGGAUGUACCUUUGCCUUCACAGGAACGGAUCGACGAGACGUAUAACAAGACUAGAUCAUUUCUUCAAAAACUAGUAUCUAAAGAUCAACAGAAAAAGCUUUCCAGUGUCAAUAAACCAGAUACAAUAAAUAUAAACUCUCAAACUAUCCAGGUAACAACAAGGCAACAAGAUCCUUUACAGCCAAAUAUUCAUAGGAAGUCGGCAAAGAUCUAUACUCCACAACUAUUAGAAAAUAAUGCGCCAAUACCUACACUACAUACAGAGGCUGAAAAACCAUCGAAGGAGGAAAGAGAAAAAUGGAAAAUACCUACCUUCGUAUCACAAUGGAAGAAUCAGAAAGGUUAUACUGUUGACAGGGCCGGAUUUGGUACGAGGACAGGUGAACCAGGUGGGAUUAGUGGCAAAUUUAUUGAAUUGUCAGAGGCUAUAGAGAAAGUCGACAUGGAGAAGAGAAGAGAGAUUCAGUUGAAGUAUGAGGAAAAGAAGAAUUUAAUGGAGAAAGAAGUCAAGAUAAAGGAAGAUAAAUUACGUAACCUUGCAGAGAGAGCAAGAUACCAUGGAAGGAAACAAGAUGGACAUGUCAAGAAAGAGACUUCAGUUGUCGAACAAAGUAGUAGAGGUAAUAUUCUUGUUGAAAGAUUGAAAGAGUUGGCCUACAGAGAAGGUCGUGACGUUUCUGAGAAGGUUAUAUUGGGUACUGCGAAAGCCACAAAACAACCGGAAUUAAAUUACGAUUCCAGGUUAUUCAUUAAAGGUGCAAGCACGCAGAGAAGUGAAAACCAAGUGUAUGAUAAUCCGCUAUUUGUACAGCAGGAUAUUGAUAGUAUUUACAGGACGAAUCUCAAUAAAUUGGAUGAUAUGGUGGAAAAUACGAACGAUGAAGGGAGUGUAAUGGAUCGUGUGACAAGAGAAGUGAAAGGUGGACAACAAGAAAGAAGUGGUCCGGUCAUGUUCACCAAGGCAGAGGAUCAAUUAUCGAGUGAUAAGAAAAAAUCAUUUGGAUUAGAAAAAGAAUCAAAAUAA